Spinacia oleracea (spinach) is the source of this 2533-nucleotide messenger RNA. RefSeq lists its product as uncharacterized. NCBI's taxonomy places the organism in Eukaryota, Viridiplantae, Streptophyta, Magnoliopsida, Caryophyllales, Amaranthaceae. Gene Ontology annotation, molecular function: histone H3K36 demethylase activity; histone H3K4 demethylase activity. The coding region runs from base 83 to 2422 and encodes 779 amino acids. The record is from RefSeq and is a predicted model, not a curated record. The transcript is spliced from 3 exons. Gene Ontology annotation, cellular component: nucleolus.
CGGCACACCUUAUUUUGAAACAACUCAUAUUCCGAAGUUUACAGCAGAUUACAAAGCAAUCAGGAGAAUCAUAAACCAGAAAAUGGAACCGAAGAAGGGAAGCAAACGAACCAAAACUCGCAAGAAGCAUCCAUGGCAGAAGAAGAAGAACAACCCCAAUAUCAUCACACUCUUCUCCACAACUCUUGCCGCCCUCAAAAUCCCAGAAAACCCUCUAUCUAAACCCUUAAUCCUCAAUUCCUUAAUCAAAUUUCUCCAUCUCCUAAACCCCAACUCACCUUCUUCCUCACAAUCACCCCUUCUCAGUCCCAUUCUCUCUCUCAUCCCUCUCCUUCUACACUCUAACUGCGGCGCUAUCGUUUGCAUUGCGGCGAAGAUUGUUGGGGCGGCAUCCCUUGUUUCGAUUGAGGCCAAUGAGAGGAUUGCUGGGGAUACUGAGAUUGUAAAGGGUUUAGUUGUGAAUAUUUUUAGGGCUGAGAAGAUGGAAGUUAAGAUUGCUCUUUGUAAUGCUGUUUUGGAUCUUUCUAUUUCUUCAUUGGGUUGUCAAAGGUUGUUGGAACUUUCCGGUUUGAAUUAUAUAAUGCUUGGGUUCCUUCAGGUUCAAAAACCCAUGGUAUCUUCCCUGUAUAUUAAUCUCAUCGAAAAUGAGGGUGAUAUUUUCCUUGGAGUUGAACAUAAACAAGAUGAAACUCUACUGCUUCUUCUCAAUGUUGCUGCUACUCUUACCAACUUUUGCAACUCUGAACAGCUCAAAAACAUUCCGAGAAGGCUGAAAGAAGCGAUUUUGCCUUACUUGAGAGAUAUAUGGUCUAACUUACGUGAACAGUUGUUAGUUUCAAAAUUUCUGAAGUUCUUCGAAGUAAAAUGCUCCUACAUGAGCAACAUUACGGCUAAGAACUUGGCAGAAAGCAUUUUUAGGCUGUCAAUGACUGCUCCAGCUCUUACUCACUACAUACCUUCAGAGGCUGUCAUUGGACAAAUAUUUUGGCCUUCAUUGUCAAGUUUUAUGAACUUCAUGAUGGAACAUUGGGAAUCCUCACCUUUUCUGAUAAGGAAUCAAGCAAAAGAUCUGGAGAUGCCUAAGGUCGAUUUCAGCUCAUUUAUGCAUUCACUAACAUGUGAAGAAGCUCUGCCUAGAUUUCUUUCUUCUAUUCUACGAGGAAUGGUUUCCUGCCCUCCUGUAGCUUUGAAUGAAAUAGACAGCCUGAGUCUACUUAAUGAUGUAAGGGAUACACUUGGUUCCCCAAUAAUGUAUCAGCAGGACAUACGUGUUGUAAAGACCAACUUGCAUUCUAAAUUCGAGGAGCAUUACUUUCAGGAAGGUUCAAGCAGUGGCAUUGGGACUCCAAUAUCUUUUUCUGCUCAGGACAUCUUAAAGUGUGAAGCAGCAUUUGAGGAAGGUUAUACUAUAGCUGUGCGUGGUAUGGAGUUCCGCAUUAGUAGCAUUGCUGCAGUAACACGAGAAAUUGCUUCUAUUUUUGGUCAACCAUCAGUAGGUGCUAACCUGUAUGUUACACCACCUAAUUCUCAAGGAUUAUCCUGCCACUAUGAUGAUCAUUGCGUCUUUGUCUGUCAACUUUAUGGAGCUAAACAAUGGACAGUCUAUCCACAACCAAUUGUCAAGUUACCUCGUCUAUAUGAGUGUCUUGAAGUUCCUCCGGAUUUACUGGUGGAAAGCAGGAAGAUUUUGCUUAAAGAAGGUGAUGUCCUAUAUCUUCCAAGAGGUUUUGCUCAUGAGGCAUGCACAGUUACAGAUCUUGGUGCAAGCGGCAAUGUUAAUGAGUCAUCUGUGCAUCUUACUCUUGCUAUUGAGGUUGAGUCUCCUUUUGGGUGGGAAGGAUUUGCGCAUAUUGCACUUUAUCAGUGGAUCCAGAAAAAAGGGCCUGAUUCUAUUGCUUGUUACGCUUCUGGGAUGUUAGCUAUUUCUGUGAACAUUUUGCAUGUUGCAAUCAAGCUUAUUAGCAGUGCUGAGCCCGUGCUUCGGAAAGCUUGCUUGGUUGCUUCGAGUUCUUUGCCUACAGAGACUGAAAACUGGUUUGACAAGAACCAGAGAGCCAUUUUCAAUAUAGUCACGGAUAAAAUAAGUGAACUAUCCAGCUUUGCAGAUUCUUUCGAAUUUUUGCAAAUGGCUGUUGAGAGAGACGAUGAUCCUUUUCAUUGGCUCAGAUGGCUCGAGCAUCUCAGUGGGAGAGAAGAAUACGCUCGGGAUUUUUGUUAUUUUACUUCAGACGGAAUUUGCGAAACUUUGUCGUUUAUAAAUCAACACAAGGAAGAUGCAGAGGCUGCAUUUGCCCAUGUUAAGUCGAAUUUUUGUAAUGAAGUUCUCUUUGAUGAUGCAAAAGAGAGCUUUAAAACUUUGCAUGUCUUGUACAAGGAGGCCAGAAUGCGAUAUAUGAACGGCAUGCUUUCCUUACAUUAUUAAUCAAUCAAAUUAUAUCAAAUCAUUCUUUUCCUGGAUUUUGGUUUCACCAUUACCUUCCAGACAGAUAUGUAUCUUGACUGUUGCAGUCUUGCUUAUUUAUCUCUUCCACAA